Truncatella angustata is the source of this 474-nucleotide messenger RNA. RefSeq lists its product as uncharacterized. NCBI's taxonomy places the organism in Eukaryota, Fungi, Ascomycota, Sordariomycetes, Amphisphaeriales, Sporocadaceae. Bases 1 to 474 code for a protein of 157 amino acids. Gene Ontology annotation, molecular function: NAD(P)H oxidase H2O2-forming activity; flavin adenine dinucleotide binding; kynurenine 3-monooxygenase activity. Gene Ontology annotation, biological process: NAD+ metabolic process. Gene Ontology annotation, cellular component: mitochondrial outer membrane. The transcript has a single exon. The record is from RefSeq and is a predicted model, not a curated record.
AUGACGCCUUUUCAUGCAAUGGGUAUGAUCACGGGUCUCGAGGACGUGCGUGUCUUCUUCAGACAGUUCCGUGAUGAAGCCGCCGCGCGUGUCGCAACUGGGAAAGGGCUACCUCCUAUAUGUCCUACGGGCACCAUCGCGGAUUACACGGCUCAUCGGCUGCCUGAUGUUCACUCCAUAGUUGACCUUGCACACGAACACUACUAUGAGUUGCGUCAUGGUGUCAGAUCGCCCGGCAAGCGUGCACGCAAGGUUUUUGAUCAUCUCGUCAGUCGAUGGCUUCCAUUCCUCGAUUGGACGACGCUGUAUGCCCGUAUCCAGUUUGGCAACGAUCGGUUCAGCGACGUUGUACGGAAGGAAAAGCUCCAGGAUAAAGUCAUCCAUAGGGCGAUGACUACUGCUACAGCCCUGCUGUUCGGUUCAGCUAUUGCAGGGGUCUAUGUGGUUGCGAAACCACAAAUUUUACUUUGGUGA